Molecule: messenger RNA, 1836 nt
Organism: Malassezia sympodialis ATCC 42132
Lineage: Eukaryota; Fungi; Basidiomycota; Malasseziomycetes; Malasseziales; Malasseziaceae
Exons: 2
Coding region: 1-1836 (611 amino acids)
Molecular function (GO): long-chain-alcohol oxidase activity; flavin adenine dinucleotide binding
Source: RefSeq, a predicted model, not a curated record
AUGUACCAAGGGCCUUUGUGUGUUGACGUGUCUCGAAAUUACGCGGAUGAGAUCUGGGACGCAAGUCAGAAGCGCGCUGUUGCUGCGAUCGGCGACGCCAUUGUAGCAACGCUGCCGGCCAACGAGGCGGCUGACAUGCUGGGGCAGCUGCCGCCGGACAUGUCUGAGGCGCAGCGUGCGCUCCUGCGCGAGUAUGCGCAGAUGAAGUUUACGGAUGUGCCUGACGCCGUGAACAUGAUGGCCAUGCACCUGGUCGAGACGGUGUCGUUCAAGCUGCGCUACCUUAUGGGUGUGCUGCUCAAGUUCUUGUCCACACGUGCUGGAUGCCUGGCCUUGACCGGCUCCAUCGGACCGGUGUGGGAGCUAGAUGCGCGUACCAUUGCGCAGGCGCUGAUCCGCUGGCGGGACGCGCCGAUCGAGCUUCUCCGGCUUGGCCAAUUUGGUCUGUGCGGUGUGACCAUGAUCGUCUUUUACCGCCACAUGGAGCGGGCGAAUGCGGCGCUCGGCUACCCCACUGGGCCCUCGGACGGCUGGAAGCACCCGCCGGGGGCCGGGCCGCAAGAGCCCAAGCCCCACUAUGCCUUUUCCUUCCUGAACGACACACUACCGCGCGAGCGCAGCGACACGCCCGUCGUAUGGGAGGCGGAUGUGGUGAUUGUGGGCUCAGGCUGCGGUGGCGCCGUGGUUGCGGCGUACCUCGCCGAGCGCGGUCUCCGUGUGAUCGUGGUGGACAAGGGCCUGUACGUGCGGCCUGAGGACAUGCCCAUGACCCAGGACUUUGCGAUGGAGCAAAUGUUCGAGCGCCUGGGCUUUGUGCCGACAUCGAACCUCAGCUUGGCCGUGCUGGCCGGCAGCGGCUGGGGCGGCGGCUCGACGAUCAACUGGAGCGCGACACUCGAGCCGCGCCACUAUGUGCGCCAUGCUUGGGCGACGCAGUACGGUGUGCCGUACUUCCGCUCGAGCGAGUUUGCGCAGGACUUGCGGUCGUGUGCGCAGCGGAUGGGUACGACAACGCAGAUACAGCACAACAAGGCCAAUUCGCUGCUGCUCCUGGGCGGGCAGCGCAGUGGCCAGCCAGUGGCGACCGUGCCGCAGAACAAUGGCGACACGCUACACUACUGCGGUCAGUGCCACUUUGGGUGCCCGUCCGGCCACAAGCAGAGCACGGUCAUGACAUGGCUGCGCGACGCUGCCGAGCAUGGCGCCCAGUUUGUCGUGCACUGCGACAUUGAGCGCGUGCUCGUCGAGGGCGGCCAGGCGACCGGUGUGGUGGGCGCUGUGCGGGGCCAGCGCGUCGUUAUCAAAGGCACCAAGGCGGUCGCAGUGUCGGCCGGCAGCAUCAACACACCGGCGAUCCUGCUGCGCACGCCUGAGCUCAGGGUCAAUCGCCAGAUAGGCGAGCACCUGCACCUGCACCCUGUGGCCUUCGUGCAUGGCUUUUACGAGCAGCCCAUUGACCCGUGGAAGGGCCCUAUCUUGUCGAGUGUGUCGAAUGCAGCCGAGCUCGUGGACCCGAGCGGCUGGGGCGCCAGGAUUGAGAUUAUGGUCUCGGCCCCGUCGCUCUUCUGCGCGCUGCUCCCGUUUGACGGGGCGCUGCAGCACAAAAAAGUGGCCGCACGGUACCGCUACGGCUUCACAAUGAUUGUCAUUGUGCGCGACAGAGAUGCUGGCCGCGUCAGACUGGACAAGUACGGCCGCGCCCUGCUUGAUUACUCUCUCAGCAAGUUCGACGAGAAGAUGCGUGCGAUCCACUCGGCCGGGUGCGAGGCGUCGAUCGGCUGUGGGUCGCCGACGGCUCGUCGCUCCCGGAAGCGUCGGGAGCGAAUCCGAUGCUGA